CGGUGGGGGAGGAGAAGGGAUAUGAAAGGGGUGCGGGAGCGAAGGGUGGAGGAGGUGAUGUCGAGGGCAGGGGAGAGAGGGCCAUGUCUCUGCAAAGAUGCAUAUGAGAGAAUAAGACCCCCAACCUCACCUCUUCCCUUCUCACUUCUCAGAUAAACCCCCCCAUUAAAAGGGGUUACAUUCCAAGAGCACAGGAACUACAGUACAGCCAAGGCCUAUGGCCUGCUAGCCGAAAGAACUCCUAACAAACUCGAUCCCCUCCAAACCUGCAGCACCCCUUUGAGAAUCAACCCAAACCACCCUUGAAGGAACCCAGACCAGAAACACAACAGCCCCCACCUCCAUUGCCACAGGUAGGGAGAUGAAGAAAGUCCUCCAAAGAGGAAUCCAUCAUCGACUGUACCUCUUUCUGCCAUGGAUGAACUCUCAUGCCCCCCCUCCGGCGUGUGCUGAAGAUGCUCCCGCGCGCUGGUGUUGCCUGCGCCAGAUACCCUGCGGUUGACUGGCCUUCUAAUCUUAGGACUUUUCCCAUAUAGUAAUAGCGACUUUGCUGAUUUUCCUUCCCUUGUUUCUCUUUCAAUCGAGACUGAGAGGAUCUAUUCCAGUGGGCUCAAGAUGUAUUUGGUGGAGAGUAAGGGUGGUGCCAUAUUCUGCAUGUUGCUUUCUCUCUUCUUCCUAGGCACUUGGCCUGCUAUUCUGACUCUUUUAGAGAGAAGGGGUCGGCUUCCUCAGCAUACUUACUUGGAUUACUCCAUCACUAAUCUCUUAGCUGCUGUCAUCAUUGCUCUCACCUUUGGUCAGAUCGGUGCCAGCAAACCAGACGAGCCAAAUUUCAUAACUCAGCUGUCUCAGGACAACUGGCCCUCUGUUUUGUUCGCAAUGGCAGGUGGGGUAGUUCUCAGCCUUGGGAACCUUUCUACGCAGUAUGCUUGGGCUUUUGUUGGCUUGUCAGUGACAGAGGUUGUCACGUCAAGCUUAACUGUUGUAAUAGGCACAACUUUAAAUUACUUCUUAGACGACCGAAUCAAUAAUGCUAAAAUUCUUUUUCCGGGGGUUGGAUGCUUCCUCAUCGCAGUUAUCCUGGGAUCUGCAGUUCACUCCUCCAAUGCAUCCGAUAAUAGAGCAAAGCUGUCUACACUUUCAGAAAGUUACAAAGAUGGAACAGGAACCAUAGAAAUUUCAGAGUUGCAAGAAUCUGUCCAGAAAAAAGGGGACUUGGAAGGUGGAAGUGUUCGUGUAGAUAAAGCAAAAUCUGGGACUGCAAACUUUCUCAUAGAACUUGAAAACAGAAGAUCAAUCAAGGUUUUUGGAAAGAGUACUGCGAUUGGUUUGGGCCUAACUUUUUUUGCUGGAGCUUGCUUCUCCCUCUUCUCACCUGCAUUCAAUUUGGCGACGAAUGACCAGUGGCAUACAUUGGAAGCAGGGGUUCCCCAUUUGGUUGUAUACACUGCAUUUUUCUACUUCUCAGUGUCUUGUUUCGUCCUUGCCAUCAUUCUAAAUAUCAGCUUCCUGUACUACCCGGUACUCAAUUUACCGAGAACGUCAUUUAAGGCUUAUCUGAAUGAUUGGAAUGGUAGACCAUGGGCCUUCUUGGCUGGACUUCUCUGUGGGUUUGGGAAUGGUUUACAAUUCAUGGGAGGUCAAGCUGCAGGAUAUGCCGCAGCUGAUGCUGUGCAGGCACUUCCUCUUGUGAGCACCUUUUGGGGUAUACUUUUCUUUGGAGAAUACCGGAAGUCAUCCAAGAAAACAUACAUAUUACUGGUGAGCAUGCUAUUCAUGUUUAUUGUGGCUGUAGGUGUGCUCAUGGCAUCAUCUGGGCAUCGGAAGAAUUGAUAAUGUGAGACCCAGAAUCCUAGUUUAGUCCACAUCAAUGUAUAGAAACCACACAUCAUAUAAAUGCAAAGCAAUUGCUGCAGCGAAUGGCUGCUUCAUAUCAAGAAACACAAAAUGUUCAUCAAGGUUUAUUGAAGUAAAGUUGUAAUGUCAAAUUUGGUUAGUGUUCCAUUCAAGGCAUGAAUGUAUUUACACUACUUUAAAUGAAUUAAUAACAAGAUUUUUCUUUUCA
Molecule: messenger RNA, 2065 nt
Organism: Macadamia integrifolia
Lineage: Eukaryota; Viridiplantae; Streptophyta; Magnoliopsida; Proteales; Proteaceae
Product: ureide permease 2-like
Exons: 8
Coding region: 616-1833 (405 amino acids)
Biological process (GO): nitrogen compound transport
Cellular component (GO): membrane
Molecular function (GO): allantoin:proton symporter activity; uracil:monoatomic cation symporter activity
Source: RefSeq, a predicted model, not a curated record